Cicer arietinum (chickpea) is the source of this 917-nucleotide messenger RNA. RefSeq names its product mitochondrial import inner membrane translocase subunit TIM23-2-like. Gene Ontology annotation, biological process: protein import into mitochondrial matrix. Gene Ontology annotation, cellular component: TIM23 mitochondrial import inner membrane translocase complex. Gene Ontology annotation, molecular function: transmembrane protein transporter activity. The record is from RefSeq and is a predicted model, not a curated record. NCBI's taxonomy places the organism in Eukaryota, Viridiplantae, Streptophyta, Magnoliopsida, Fabales, Fabaceae.
GGUUUUUUUCUUUCUUUGUAAAAUAGAAAGCUUUUUCACAGUUUCAAAUCACAAAAAAGAGGCACUGCAACAUUGCGUGCCCUCACACGAUUCCACGAAACCCUAACCCUAACCCCUCUUUCCAUGGCGCAUAACGACUCAAACUCCGAUCCCAAUUCCCAAACCCGAUUCUACAACCCAUACAAAGACCUUGAUAUUCCUAUUCAAAAUCUCUACAAACUCUCAACCUCACCGGAGUUUCUCUUCGACGAAGAAGCUCGCCGUAAACGCCGUUCAUGGGGAGAAAAUCUCACCUUCUACACCGGUUGCGGUUACCUCGGUGGUUCAAUCGCCGGUGCCGGAGUCGGACUCGUCGACGGUGUUAAAGCCUUCGAGUCCAGCGACACCGCAAAGCUUCGAAUCAACCGAAUACUUAACUCCUCCGGUCAUUCCGGUCGGACGUGGGGAAACCGUGUCGGUAUCAUCGGAUUGCUUUACGCCGGAAUCGAGAGCGGGAUCGAGGCUGCGAGGGAUACUGAUGAUGCUUGGAACAGCGUUGCGGCGGGUCUUGGUACCGGUGCACUUUAUCGAGCGGCGAGAGGGGUGAGAUCGGCGGCCGUGGCUGGAGCUGUUGGUGGAGUUCUUGUUGGAGUUGCCGUGACGGCGAAACAGGCGUUGAAACGAUAUGUACCUAUAUGAAUGAAGUGUGAGUGUGAGAUUCUUCAAUAUAUUCAAUCGAUGGAAAAAAAAAUCAAUUUUGAGAGAUGAUUGAUGUUAGUUUUAGUUAUUAUAGAUUAUAUAGAAUUGUUUUAAAAAGUUACAUACCAUAUAUAUUAUGGUGAUGGUAGUUAGUAAUUAAUACUUCUGUUGCAAAUUAUUGUUUUAAUGCCAUAUUUUUUCAGCUCUAUUAUAGAAUCAAUUAAUCUUUUGUUUUAACU